This is a messenger RNA of Chilo suppressalis (striped riceborer), 1058 nucleotides long. The record is from the annotation of a GenBank genome assembly. Lineage: Eukaryota; Metazoa; Arthropoda; Insecta; Lepidoptera; Crambidae.
CACUGGUCUCCGAUACGGCGAAACGCCAACUCGUUCCCGCGCUAAUUCACACCAAAAGUAUCUUUUAAAAUUGAAACCUCCUUGACAGUUUUCAUCGAUUCUGAUUAUUUAAAAAGAAGCAGUGUUUUGUUUUGUGUGUGAUACUUGAAUAGGGGUUGUUGACCUUGUGCUUGGUUUGACAUCUGCUGCUUGGUAUUGUUGUGAUUUGUGAAGGAAGGACGGCGGACGCGACGGCGAGCGACGGAUCGUUUAGUUUAACCAGAAACCGGAUUGCGCUAGAUCCUAGCCGCACAUGAAAUGGAGAGUGGCAAAAGGAAGAGUUCCGAGAAGAUAGUGGAUAAGGAGGACCUCAUAAUGAUGGUCAAAGAGAGGUCCUGCCUGUGGGACAGGUCCAGCAUGGCCUACAGGGACCGUGCGGUGAGGGACCGCGCCUGGAACGAGAUAUACAGGAUGGUAGAACCCGACUACGACAAGUUCAGUGAAGAGAUGAAGAAUCUUAUAGGCCUCCAAAUAACGAAAAAAUGGUAUAACAUCAGAGAUUCAUACGUAAAGUCGAAGAAGCUGCAAAGACUACGCCAAAAGCCCUAUUUACAUUCCAAACUGCUAGGUUUUCUGGACAACAGUUUUAAAAACUUAGAUGAUUCUGUAGUAUAUGAAAAGGAUGAAAAUGAAGAACAAUGGCUCGAAGACGUUCUCAUAGUGGAAGACGAAAUGGACCUUGAACACGAAACUAAAAGAUCAAAAUUGAAUGACGCUGACGAAUCAAAGGAGAGUACAGUCGCUAGUGCAGAACAUAACAUAGUCAACGUACUAGCAAACCUUAUUAACAGAGAAGAUGACGAAGAUAGAGCGUUUUUUACGUCGAUAAUGCCAGCUGUUAAGAAAUUGAGCGAAGACUCCAAGUUCGAAUUCAGAAUACGAAUGAUAAAUACUUUGAAGAAAUUACUCAGGCAAGAAAGAUGUUCAGAGACUAUGAAAUUUAAAGUGUUAGAUGAGGAUGAUGUUGAUUAAAUUUGUUUUUUUUUAGUAAAAAGUGAUAUUUUUUUUUGUUUAUUCUU